Culex quinquefasciatus (southern house mosquito) is the source of this 1066-nucleotide messenger RNA. Its product is annotated as ATP synthase mitochondrial F1 complex assembly factor 1. The record is from RefSeq and is a predicted model, not a curated record. The transcript has 2 exons. Gene Ontology annotation, biological process: mitochondrial proton-transporting ATP synthase complex assembly. Gene Ontology annotation, cellular component: mitochondrion. NCBI's taxonomy places the organism in Eukaryota, Metazoa, Arthropoda, Insecta, Diptera, Culicidae. The coding region runs from base 101 to 1009 and encodes 302 amino acids.
AUUGCGCUGUUCAGCUGAAAAAAGUUUUUCCCUUUCCCGGUCCGCGGUUGUUCCGUAAUCACACCAACGCGUUCGACGGCACAAUUCGGGACCCGUGUCAAUGGCCCUCAACUGGUUUCGUCCGGUCGUCGCUAGCAGUAAAAAGUGUCUUCGUGUGAUUCAUCCAACAACCCUCAACGGCCAGAACAGCGCCAGCUUCCGCACCUUCAGAAUGACGGCCCGGCAGCGAUCUGAGAAAGUACUGGAACAGCUCAAGGAAUCGAACCCGUACUUUGACAAGUACGCCAAGAAGAUCGCCACCGUUCAGCAGAGCUCGCCGGAAGAGUUUCUAGCCCGGCUGGACAAGGUCGAGAAGGAGAAGAAAAAAACCAAGUUUGGUCCGUCGCCGGCGGAUGGACCGGCCCGGGACUACUCGGAGCUGCUCAACCCGAAGGCACCGCUCUCGCCCGGAAAGGGACCGCCGCAGCCGUUGGACCGCAAGCUGGCGGACGUGAUGAAAAUAGAGCUGAUCCAGGACAAGACAGCCGAAGAGAUUCGGGCCAUUUGGCUGCAGUACCACAUCGGGAAAGAGGUCAUUUCGGCGGCGAUUCCUAGUGAGCAGUACGAUCUGAUGAUGGAGCGAGCCCGGAAGUAUCCGGUGUUUAUUCUGCCGGUUCCGCGAAGCCAGGGCUAUGAGUUUUUCCUGCUGCAGUUCUUUGCCAACACGGUGCACUUCACGCCGCUGAUCAACUAUCAGGUCCACAAGGAGAACGCCCCCGAGUGCUUGAACGUGACCCUGUACACGGAGCUGCGCGAGUCCAAGGCGCUGGUGCUGAUGCGGGGCGAGUACGACCCGAAGGUCAUCAACGGGAAGGAGGCGCAAUGUUUGGCCAACCAGCUGCAGAUGUACUACAGCCAGCGCCAAAACCCGACCAAGCUGGCCCAGCUGGAACGUUUCACCCACACGCCGGACCAGUUCAAGCACAUGGACGUGAUUGAGGAGUUGAACAAUUUGAAGAUUGGCGGUUGAACUUGAGUUCUCUCUGAGUUUAUAUGUUGAGGAUAGUAGUAAAAUUGGUCGCGUAGU